AUGACGUUCACCGACGAGUACAAGGGCGACAACGCCUCGGAGGCGCACGGCAACACCAAGUUGCACGUCAUCCACACCAACGACAAGAAGCGGAUGGCGAUCACCAUCGCGCACUACGAGCGCCACCUCAGCCUCCAGCGCCACAAGAUCAUCGGCAUUGAUCUCGAGUACGACAAGGACCCUGAAGCGACGCAGAAACCCGCCCUCUGCCAGCUCUCCAUCGGGAAGAAUCACCCGGUGCUGCUCUUCCAAAUGAGCAACACUGAAAGGUGCACCGUCUUCGACAACUUCCUCGCCGACCCCAGGUACACCUUUGCAGGCUUCUCCAUCAACGGCGAAAAAACCAGGCUCGAGCGCGUCAAACUAGAGGUCGCCAACUUCGUCGACAUCCAGAAGGAGUGGAGGGUUCCCGACGCAACCAAGCUGUUGGACUCCCUCGGAGACGUCUCCGGCGUGCUCAUCGACGACUACUACAACAACAUGAAGAAGAAGAUCACCGACGCCGAGCACCAGCGCUGGGCCAUGCUGCCUCUGUCCAGGAGGCACAUCGAGUACGCGGCAAAGGACGCCUACGCAGCGAUGGCACCGGUAGCGGACACAUGCGUCUACCCAGAAGGCCUACAGCUCACCAACACCGAGUGGCGCAGCAUGCUCGGCUGCCUGAUGAUACCCAACAGGGGGUUUCGUGCGCCAUUUCUUCAUCGCCUCACAACCACAGAUCUACAGGAAAGUUGGAAACUGCCAUCCGCAAUAAAAAUUCAUGCUCCAAGUUCAGGGAAGCUUACUUUGGAGACAGAACACAAAAAUGGCUAUGGAGACAUGGAAGCUGACUACCACAUCGACUCUGAAGACUGCAUCAACAUAACUACUGGUUGGAAAGAUUUUGUCUCCCACAAUGGCUUUGAGGCCGGAGAAGUGGCCAUGGUCUUUUUCUACAAAGAAGAAGACUCCAUCAAGUUUACAAUAUUUGCACUCUAG
Messenger RNA from Triticum turgidum subsp. durum (durum wheat), 978 nucleotides. NCBI's taxonomy places the organism in Eukaryota, Viridiplantae, Streptophyta, Magnoliopsida, Poales, Poaceae. The record is from the annotation of a GenBank genome assembly.